Ictidomys tridecemlineatus (thirteen-lined ground squirrel) is the source of this 8809-nucleotide messenger RNA. Lineage: Eukaryota; Metazoa; Chordata; Mammalia; Rodentia; Sciuridae. The record is from RefSeq and is a predicted model, not a curated record.
UGGGAGGCGGGAAGACAAAGCCUUCUCCAGCCUGCCGCUGAUUAGUCGAUGCUGAUCAUGUACCAAACGGCCAUUGGUUUCUACGCCAGUGGACUAGCGCAGUUCUCUCUGGGAGUCGUAGUCCUCUAUUGUUGUCCACGCUGCAAAAUGAAGUUACGAAUGGGUGGGUACUUGGUAUUUUGCUUUUUGUGGUUUUCUUAUUUUUUUUUAAUGAAAAAUGACCUUGCACAAGAUUCUUUCUAUGUCAGAGGUUUUUGUGAGGUUUUUUUGUUUGUGAAAAAAUGAAAUCGUUCUUGGUAUGUGGGAAUCUGGGGUUCCAGGAGCUAGGAGGUGGGGUAGGCACGCCCUGAAAGCUGCCCACUGCGGUAGCUCUCGGGGAGACAGGACUGCUUAGCUCAGCGAAAACUGGAAGAACUGUGGUACCCUCUUCUGCUACAUACAUCUAGUCCUUUGGUGACCUUAGUCAUAAACUUCAGUAAAAACCCCGUUCCCCCAGACACCUCAGAGGAAUAAGGAAGGGAUUAUCCUCCUCUUUCUUUGGGACUUUUGAGUAAGAAGGCAAAGCUUGGUUAAGGAUGGAGAGUGCAAAUGAUCCCAUAACCAUCCUUCUUAAUUAAUCUUAAAAAAGAAACAAAAUUGUAGCAAGAGCUUUUCAAAAUAGAGAGGUUGUCUGGAAGGAAUGUUGAAAGAAUAAAUUGAAUAGUUUAGUGAAGCUGAGAUCUGGGAUUUGUGGAGCUAGAAGUCUCUCUUGGUCCAUGAGGGGAUCAGGGCUUUAAGGUAGAGUUUGAGGACACCUCGGUCAUCUUGUCAAAGGGAACUAUGGGGUGAGGUUCCUGAUAGAAUUUCAGUGUCUUCCCAGCCUGCCUUUAUUAGACUCUGAGAUGAAGUCAGUAAUUUUUCAGUUUUCUAAUUUCAGUGACUAGGUGUGGCUAUCGCAAAGCCUCAGGAUUUAAAAGGUGGGGAGGAGGGAAAAUGGGAUGGGCUCAAGUAUGAACCUCUCAGCUUCUUCCAAGUGAGUCAUUCAUUUGAUAGAUACCAAGUAUCCACCAAAGCAGGAUACUAUGGAUACAAAAAUGUUUAAGGAUUAGUUUUUUUUUUAAUAUUUAUUUUUUAGUUCUCUGCGGACACAACAUCUUUGUAUGUGGUGCUGAGGAUCGAACCCGGGCCGCAUGCAUGCCAGGCGACUGCGCUACCGCUUGAGCCACAUCCCCAGCCCCGAAGGAUUAGUUCUUUGACCCACAGAAUCUUGAGAAGUGUAUUAACAAGAAGGUGGUGUAACAGUAAUGUGGUAUCAAGAUCAUUAAUUGGGGGGAGGGGGCUGAGGUUAUGGCUCAGGCUCAGUGGUAGCCUAGUAUGCAUGAGGCACUGGGUUCCAUCCCCAGCACUACAUAAAUAUAAAAAAAUAAAGGCAUUAUGUCCACCUAAAAGUAACAAAUAAAUGAAUAAGAUCAUUCAUUCACAUUUGACCAAUACACAGAUCAAUACCCUUUUCUAAGUCACUUAAUAAAUAAAGGAACAUUAAAUUAUAUAAGGCCCCUCUACUCUUUUAAAACAUAAUGUUUUAAAUGUCUAGGGUGUGCUUGCAAUGAAAGCAGUUUACAGCGUUAGAGGAAAGAUAUUCAGAAUUCAAAAUUAUAGAGAAUUUGAUUCAAUUAGUCUUAAGGAACCUAAGCACGUUAUUUAACUUCAUAGAGCUUCAAUGCUUCGUUUAUGAAGUCAAUUUUAGUAUAUUUGUUAUAGACACAGUUAAGAUACAGAUCUUACUAGAUUAUGCACGUGUCAAAUUCUCACUAUUCUCUUCAUGUCUUAUGAAAUGAAGUAAAUGAUUUUUUCAUUCUUUCCUCGAAUCUUGAAAGGGAAGCACAGACUUUUUAAGAUGUUAACAAAACAGCAUUCUCUGUUUGCCUAGAAACGUUUGCUUUAGAUUCUUCCAUUUAGGAAAAUGAUCUCAAAAUGUCCGUCAGGGAUAUAUUCCCAUGAACAAAUGGCAUGACUUCUACUAAACAAAUUAAAAGGAAAUUAAAUUCCGCUGCCAUGAGGAGUCCUCAAGCGCCACGCCUACGGGCUAUUCUCCAAACUGCAGCCUCGAGCCACGACUGCAACCGCAGCCCAUUUUCAUUUCUCAUGAGUCAGCGGACUCCAUGUCUGGGAGGACCGCGGAAGGGCGCUCUGGAUGCAGGAUUCGGUAGACGUCUAUGGUAGAGCCCUUCUAUCUGCUGCCAGCACUCUCUGGCGCCAGACUCUCUGGUCGCGGUUUGGAAAUCUGCGCGGGAAAUGGGUGGUAAUGGGUUUUCCCUUGGAGCUGCCCAAUCGUGGUGCGUUAUUCCGUAAACUCCUGGCCGCCUCGGAUUAUAUUCUACUUUAACUACCAGUCCCCUGCGAGCAGCCUCCCGUUUGAGCCGUGAGGGGGCGGGGAAAGGGCGGACCUUCGAAAGUGCCUGUGCUCCGGGAGCUUCAUCAAUCAGCGCACUGCAGCAUGUGAAAGACAGCUACAGGAGCCAAUCAGCGAUUCAAGUUCCUUCCGGACACGCACUCGCGCCACCCAGGUCACGGCCGUUACUGGUGGCGCGCGCGGCGACUCAAAGUAGACCAUGGAAGACACCCAGGCCGUUGACUGGGAUGUUGAAGAAGAGGAAGAGACAGAGCAAUCUAAUGAAUCCUCAGGAUAUAUCUUGGAGCCUAUAGGACGACUGCAUAUCUUCAGUGGUGCCCACGGACCAGAAAAAGAUUUUCCACUAUUCCUCGGGAAGAAUGUGAUAGGCCGACUGCCUGACUGCUCUGUGACCCUGCCCUUUCCAUCCAUCUCCAAACAACAUGCAGUGAUUGAAAUCUCAGCUUGGAACAAGGCACCUGUCCUCCAGGAUUGUGGGAGCCUUAAUGGUACUCAAAUCUUGAGGCCUCCUAAGGUCCUGAGCCCUGGUUUGAGUCACCGUCUCAGGGAUCAGGAAUUGAUUCUCUUUGCUGAUUUACCCUGCCAGUACCAUCGCCUGGAUGUCCGCCCACCCUAUGUUUCCCGGGGUCCCCUAACUGUAGAGGCGACCCCCAAAGUACAGGAAGAACCUCAGCCCUCCAGACUUCCCUUGGCUGAGGACUCAGAGGAGGAAGAAGAUUUCUCAAAAGGGUGUGUGGUGAAAGAAUCAAGGACCACAUCCUCCUCUUUGGCAACAGUAGUUCCAGAAAGUGAUGAAGAAGGACCUUCCCUGGCCCCAGGUGACUCUUUUGCCUUCAACUUGGACAGUGACACAGAUGAAGAAGAAGGUCAGCAACCAGCAGCCAGGGAGGCCUCUUCAGCUGCUAGAAAAUGUGCUGCAGCAGAGGCAGAGCAGCCUGAAGCCAGUGGAAUUACAACUGAUAUGUGGCUAGGAAAAGUUCAGCCUCCAGGAGAGAUCGAUAAGGACACAAAAGUCAAAAGGGAUACAGGGAAUAGGGUGGUACCAGUUGGGCUGAUUUUGGAAAGAAGUCAGCUUCCUGAGGACAGCAGUGACACAGAUGUGGAUGAAGAGAACCGGCCUCCUGGAAAGACAGCUGAGGCCCACUUGGAAAGGGUCCAGCCUUCUGGCUUCUUGGAUAGUGAUACUGAUGUGGAAGAAGAGGGGAUCCCUGCAACCCCAGCUGUAGUGCCUAUGAAGAAGAGGCAAGUCUUUCAUGGAGUUGGUACAAGAAGUCCUGCAACACUUGGAUCGGCACAUCUUCAGGAGAGCCCAGCUGGUAGUGAUACAGACAUGGAGGAGGGUGAGGCCCCAUUGGCUAUCCCUCUGGAAAGAAGCCAAACCUCUAUGGUGAUUGAUAGUGAUACAGAUGAUGAAGAAGAAGUCUCAGCAGCACUCACUUUAGCACGUCUGAAAGAGAGCGGAGCUGUUUUAUGGAACAGAAAUGCUGAUAUUGAAAAGGACAGAGUCCAACCUGUGCUCCUUCAGAAGAAAAGCCUAACCACCUCUGAGAGAGAUAGUGACACUGACAUGGAGGAGGGGCUCCCAGUUGAAAAGAGAGAAACUGUCCUCAAUGGUCAUACAGACAAGGAAGAAACCCUUGUUAUAGCAAAUUCAGAAAAUGGACAAACUCCCCUUAGAGACAAUGAUGUAGGUGAGGAAGCAGAUAUGAGUUCGCCAGGGGUCCUUCUGGAGAGAAGCCAAGCUGCCUCCACCACAGGGAACAUCAACAUAGAAGUGAAACAGGAAGUUCCAUCAGGGCCAGCUGUUAUAUGUUGGGGAAAGCAUCAAGUGCUUGUGAAGGGGACAAAUCAAACAGAUAAGGAAGCGAAGCAGGAAUCAGCAAAACUGCCCAUAAUGCCUCUAGAGGCAGUCCAGUCUUCUGAUGAGGAUGGUGAAACAGAUAUGGAGGUGGGCAUGUCUUCAGAAGUGGCAGAUGUAAGAAAGAGCCAGCUUCUGGGAGAAGGGGAUGCUGAGACAGAGAGGGCUACAGCUGUACUUGAGUCAGAGGGCACUCCCAAGGUGGGGGCCUAUGGUGGAUCACAAGUACAGCAGAUGGUGGUGCACACAGGUGCUUCAGGGGAACCCCUUCAACCACAGACAGAGGGAUAUCCCCUUACAGGAAAGGAGAAAAAACCGCAUAUGAGUGAGGCCAAGGACUCCAAAGACAGCCAUGAUGAUUCUGAAGAUCUGGACCUUCAAGCUACCCAGUGCUUUGUGGAGAGGGAGAGUCAGAAUCUGGACGGUGCUUUGGAUGAACCGUGGGAAGUCUUGGCUACACAGCCAUUCUGUCCGAGAGAGUCUGAGGCCACUGAACCUCAGCUCAUAGCCACCCACCUUGAGGCUAAUGGAUCUUGCCUGUCUCCACCUAGGGCAACACCACAAGACCAGCAUCCAGAGAGCCCAGUUCACACAGAGCCGUUGGGGAUUCAAGGCAGAGAGAUACAGACUGUGGAGAAAGACAUGGGUACACGAAAAGAAACAGAGAGGGUGACCCCUGAGAAAGGGCCACUGGAGAGGGAAAUCAGGGAAGGGCCACCAGAAGGAGAGAGAAAAGAUGUGAUGGAGGAGGAGGAAAAAACUAGAGGGAUACAGGACAGAGAGCAAAAACAGGCAUUAGCUGAAGACACUCAAGAGUCUGGCAAAAAGGCGAAAAGCAAGAGUCCUGAAAGGUAUAGGGAGAACUCGAAGGUAGAAAUGGAGAUAUCUGAGGAAACAGAAGAGACAGAGAUAGAGAAGCAGACCCUCACAAGAGAAGUAUUUGAGAAAGUAGUAGAAAAACCAGUUCCAGAGAGAAUGUGUAAAGCCGCUGAGUUAGAAGUGAACUUGGAGAGAGGGGAGACAGAGGGAGGAAACCAAGACCAGAAAGGACAGGCUACUAGUCCAACACCAGAGCCUGGAGUCAGGGCAGAGGAACUUCAGGGACUUGCUUCAGCCCCUGUAGUUUCUGGGAACCAGUCAGGUGGAGGAAGGGGAGCCCCGGUGAGCCCCACGAGGCAGCAGAGAGGCCACUUGAAUUACAAGAUGCUACCUGCUGAGACAACUUCCAUGGGUGAUCCAGAAUCCCCAGAUGCUUGCCUGCCUGCUACAAUGCCUGAAGCCUUAGCCCUACCCCUCAACUCCUUUAGCUCUCAGAGCCAAAAACAUCCUGAACUUCAGUCCCUUCUUUCUCCUCUUUCAUCUUCUGAGCUACCCAUUCCUAGGACCAGGUACAAAAGGAGUCAGGAAACUCCAGAGCCUCCCCAGUCUUCAGAGCUGGAACCUUUCCCCCAAAAACCCAGUGUUAGGCCCCGUCGCUCCUCCAGGAUGACACCCUCUCCACUUUCCUCCGCUGCCCUUGAACUCUCCUCUAUUGCCCCCACAGCCCAGCCUGCUGCCCCUAAGUCCACAUCUCGUGCAACUAAGGGAAGGACACACAAGUCCUCUGACAAGACCCCCGAACUUCAGCCUUUCUCUCCCACAGAGCAGCCCAUUACCCCCACACCUACAUCUCGAGUCCCUCGGGUCAAGACAAAUAGGUCCUCUGUCAAGAUCCCUGAAUCAAUUGUCCACACAGCCCCUGAACUCCAGCCUUCCACCUCCACAGACCAGCCAGACACUCCUAAGCUCACAUCCCGAGUUACUCGGGGCAGGACACUUAGGUCCUCUGUCAACACACCUGAACCAGUAUUGCCUAUAGCCCCUGAACUUCAGUCUUUUGCUUCCACAGACCAGCCUGUCAUUCCCAAACCCACAUCCCGAGUCACUCGGGGAAGGACAUGUAGGUCCUCUGUCAAGACUCCUGAACCAGUUUUCUCUGUCACCCCUGAACUCCAGACUUCCACUCCCACAGAACAGCUCUUAACCUCUAAACCCACAUUUGUAGACUCUCAGGGCAGGACACAUAGGUCCUCUGUCAACACACCUGAACCAAUUUUACCCACAGACUCUGAGCUCCAGCCUUCCACCUCCUCAGACCAGCCUGUCACCCCCCAGCCCCCAUCCCGAGUCACUCGGGGCAGGACACACAGAACUUCUGUCAAGACCCCUGAACCAAUCUUACUCACAGGCCCCAAAGUCCAGCCUUCUACCUCCACAGACCACCAGCCUGUUGCCCCCCAGCUCACAUCCAGAGUCACUCGGGGCAGGACACUUAGGUCCUCUGUCAAGACCCCUGAAACAAUUGUACCUACAGCCCCUGAGCUCCAGCCUUCCACCUCUGCAGAGCAACCUGUCACCCCUAAAUCCACAUCUUGGCCCACUCGGGGUAGGACACAUAGGUCUUCUGUCAAGACCCCUGAAGUAGUUGUCACCACAGCCCCUGAACUCCAGCCUUCCACCUCCAUAAACCAUCCUAUCACCCACAAGCCCACAUCUAGAAUCAGUCGGGGCAGAAUACAUAAGUCUGUUGAAACUCCUGAACCAGUUGAACCAUCAGCCUCUGAUCUUGAGCUUCCCAACUCCACAGACCAGCCUGUCGCUUCUAAGGCAGUAUGUCAGAGUGGAGCACUAGAGUCUUUAACACUAAGUGCUGCCACACUUCCUGUCACUCCUGAAUUCCAUCCUUCUGUUACCACAGACCAGCCUGUUCCCUUUGAGCCCACUCAAACCAGUUGUACCAGGAGACAGAGAGCUGCUGGGAAGCAUGGCUCCCUUACAGCUCUCAUUGUCCACAAACCUAGCUCUGCACCCCCUGAACCUAAAUGCCGAUCCUCAAGGAACCAAAGACCAAGGGCACAGAGAGCAGCUGAAUGCCUUGGGACCAUUCCUGAGCCUUCCUUUCCCCAGCUUCCUGAGGCACCCAUUCAUGCUUCCCAGAUCCAAAAGGUGGAAGCAGCAGGUACAUCUGGGUUCAUCCCAGAGCCCCCACCUAAGGCCUCUCGAAGCCGUAAGAGACCUUCCACUACCAUAGAUUCACCCCCUCUUCAAAAACGUCCCCAAAGAGGGGAUGUCUCCCAGGAGACAAUGUUCCCCAAGGAGGAGGAAGAAGAUCCUGAGGAGAUGCCAGUGAAGGAAGAGGACAUAGUGAUUCCAGACAAGAGAAGGAGAGACCAGACAGAGGAGGAGCCCAAGGGAAUACCAAGCCGAAGCCUUCGACGGACCAAAUCUAACCAAGAAUCAGCAGCCCCUAAAGUUCUCUUCACAGGAGUUGUGGAUGCUCGUGGGGAGCGGACAGUGCUGGCAUUGGGGGGGAGUCUGGCCAGCUCGGUGGCAGAGGCCUCCCACUUGGUUACUGAUCGAAUCCGCCGGACAGUCAAGUUCCUGUGUGCUCUAGGGAAGGGAAUCCCCAUCCUGUCCCUGGACUGGCUACAUCAGUCCCGCAAGGCUGGUUGCUUCUUGCCUCCAGAUCAAUAUGUGGUGUCUGAUCCUGAGCAAGAGAAGAAUUUUGGCUUCAAUCUUCGGGAUGCCCUGCACCGGUCUCGGGAGCGAAGGCUACUGGAGGGCUAUGAAAUUCACGUGACCCCUGGAGUCCAGCCACCACCAUCUCAGAUGGGAGAGAUCAUCAGCUGCUGUGGAGGCAUUGUCCUAUCCAGCAUGCCCCGGACCUAUAAGCCUCAAAGAGUUGUGAUCACAUGCCCCCAGGACUUCCCACGAUGCUCCAUUCCAUCUCGGGUUGGGCUGCCCCUCCUCUCUCCUGAGUUUCUACUGACAGGAGUGCUGAAGCAGGAAGCCAAGCCAGAGGCCUUUGUCCUCUCCACUUUGGAAAUGCGUUCCACCUGAAAAUUCCAGCACCCUUUUCCCUACUAGACAGUAAAGUUUUCUAGAAAACAAUUGGGGAAAAAAAAAACUUAGGACUUUAGAAAACACUGGGGUGUAUUGAUAUGACUUAUGAUGGAAAUGUUUGGGACCAGAAGGUUUAUGGGAAAACGGGGAGAUUUGACCCACAGAUUUUCUGAAAUGGCCAUUUUAAAAUCACCAAUCCUGGAAUAGGAGUAUAGCUCAGUGGUAGAGCACUUGCCUAGCAUGCAUGAGGCCCUGGGUUUGAGGCCCAGCACUACCCCAAAACAACAAAAAUUGACUAAUCCCUUGCUCAUAUAUCUUAAUGGAUGCUUGUCUUUAGCCAGACUGAUGUAAUUAUUACUCUAUGGCACACUCUCCUGCCUCCAACUUGGAAGCCAUCUCUCUUCUUUUCUUUCUGGAAUUCUUACGUGUCCUCGAAAAAUAGUGAAUACAACUUUGGCAUUAGGCACUUGAAGGGAUACUUGGAGUGAGUAGAUAUGAGGUGGAAUUGUGGAAUAAUGCUAAAAUAUUUUUCUCUCUCCCAUCCCACCUGCUUAGGAGCAUCCUUAGCUUUAUCUUUGAGCAACUCUCUGCACUUUUCUGGCCUGCUUUUUCAGUAUUUAUAAAAUUAGACCUUCGGCUUGAUCUCUGUGAUCAAUAAAUAUUCACUCUGUGCCUUA